Bombina bombina (fire-bellied toad) is the source of this 4224-nucleotide messenger RNA. RefSeq names its product TNF receptor associated factor 5 (gene TRAF5). The transcript has 12 exons. Gene Ontology annotation, molecular function: tumor necrosis factor receptor binding; zinc ion binding; thioesterase binding. Gene Ontology annotation, cellular component: plasma membrane signaling receptor complex. The record is from RefSeq and is a predicted model, not a curated record. Bases 479 to 2158 code for a protein of 559 amino acids. Gene Ontology annotation, biological process: tumor necrosis factor-mediated signaling pathway; protein K63-linked ubiquitination; positive regulation of JNK cascade. NCBI's taxonomy places the organism in Eukaryota, Metazoa, Chordata, Amphibia, Anura, Bombinatoridae.
UUGUUCCCAGGCUGCCACACCAAGUUUCCUUUCCGUAGGUCACCUCCCCCUCAGUCAAUGACGAACAAACAUCAGCAACUUGUUCCAAGGUGCUCUCCGCCUUUAUCUGGGUGAAAACGAAAAUAAAACCCCCGAGCUGCUACAACCAGAUGUGAACAGAUCCCGGAAAACAAGUGAGGUAAAUAAAGUGCAUGAGCGGCGCGCCCCAGGCUGCCUGCUACAGUCACAGUUUAUGCCCCUAAGGACAGAGGGGUUUACAGCCAGCUGAGUGCACUACAGAGCUUUGCAAUGCUACACUGGUUAGGAAAAGUACUGCGCCGUGAGGGGUUAUCACCGGGUCACUACUGAAAGUCUACUCUGUGGCUGCUGCCCAUUUAGAAGUUGUAUCUUAAUGAAAGAUUACAUACUGAAAUGUGCUGAAUGCUGCGAGCAACUGCCUUCUUCCACAUUUGGAUCCUAACAAAGCAUCUGAAUUCCCAUGCCUAACAUGGAUGGUGAACUCCCUCUUCCUGUAACUAUUACAAGGCAGAACUCGGGUGCUGGGUGUUCACUCGAUUUUGAGCCCAAACUAGAAUAUGUGUUUGUGGAUAAUCUGCAAGAAAGAUACAAGUGUGCUAGAUGUCACCAGGUUCUUCAUAACCCUCACCAAACAGGAUGCGGUCAUAGAUUUUGUGAGAAAUGCAUAUCUGUUCUGAGAGAACUCCAGGAAAUGCCACAGUGCCCUAUAGACAAAGAAAUAAUAAAACCACAGGAGGUUUUUAAAGAUAAUUGCUGUAAAAGAGAAGUACUGAAUUUGCAGGUUUACUGCAAAAACGCCCCUGAUUGUGAAGUGAAAGUGACGCUAGGAAGAUACCAGGAUCAUCUAGGCAAAUGCUUGUCUGAAAAAAUUGCAUGUACCAAUGAAGGAUGCCAUGACAAAAUGCUGCAAAAGGACUUGAAGGACCAUCUGGACACGCACUGUAAAUUAAGAGAGGAAAAGUGUAAAUACUGCAGUCAGAACAUGGCUUCAAUAAACCUGAAGGGUCAUAUAAGAGUGUAUUGCCCUUUGUAUCCGGUGUCGUGUUCAAAUAACUGCUCCUUUGUGUGCCCAAGAGAAGAGCUGGCAGAACACCUGGCCCUGUGUCCAGAAGCUGAGAUAGAGUGUCCCUUUGUAAACUAUGGCUGUCAUUUUAAGGUAAAACAGGGGAAUAUAAAGGAGCAUGAAGACCAGUUCUUGAGGGAGCAUAUGCUAUGUGUUUUGAACAAGAAUACAAAACUAGAAGGACAGAUGUUGGAAUUGCAGGAAUGUUUGAAACAGAAAGAAAAUAAAAUCCAACAAUUAUCAGACAAGGUGAUGUGGUGUGAAAAAGAAUGCAGACAAUUUAUGCAGAAUAUGGGUGCAAAUGGAAACCAUCUUGCCAGCGCACAGACCCUUGCCAGUUAUAUUGAGAAAGCAGCCUGGCUGGAAACCCAAGUGGUACAACUGGUGCACCUGGUUAGCCAAGAGCAGAGCCGGCUUGAUCUGAGGCCAUUAGUGGAAACCAUUGAGUGUACCAAGCAAAAAAUAGCAAAUAUGGAAACCUGCAAGGAUCGUUUAGACAACCUGGAGUUUCGAUUCAGUGAGCAGGAUUUGCAGUUGAAUUUGCAUAAGUCGCAGCUGCGCAGCAAUGAAGAACGUUUUAAACUUUUAGAAGGAACCUGUUACAAUGGAAUACUGAUAUGGAAAAUUCCUGAUUAUGAAAAAAAGAAAAGAGAAGCAAUAGAAGGACGUAUUUUUUCCAUAUACAGCCAGCAGUUUUACACCAGCCGAUGUGGUUACCGUCUCUGUGGCAGAGCGUAUCUAAAUGGUGAUGGCUCAGGGAAAGGAGCCUAUUUAUCCCUCUACUUUGCUUUAAUGAAAGGGGAGUUUGACUCUCUGCUCUCUUGGCCUUUCAAGCAGAAAGUAACAUUGAUGAUACUGGAUCAAAGUGGAAAAAAGAACAAUAUAACAUAUGUCUUCAAAUCAGAUCCUAAUAGCAGCAGCUUUAAGAGGCCUGAAAACGACAUGAACAUUGGUACAGGAUGCCCGCGAUUUGUAUCUCACAGUCAACUGGAAAAUCCAAAGAAUGGCUGUUAUAUUAAAGAUGAUACAUUGUUUGUUAAAAUCGCUGUGGAUUUAACUGGACUGGAAGAGUUAUGAAAAAAAAAACGUUCAUGAAAAACAUUUCACACAAGUGUUUGUAUAAUUUGUACUGUAAAAAGAAGACUUUGGGAAUAUGUAAAGAUAUUUAUAUUAACAGAUUUUUGUGAGUACAUCUAUCAAUAAGAAAUAUGUACAUUAUCAAUGCAUAAUAGUUACUUCAGCAGGUUUUUUCCUCAAUAUAGCUGCAAUGGUUAGAGAAGAUGAUAUUGAAAUGACACAACCACAGUGACGUAAUUACAAAAAACUCCAUUUGCUGCUAUUGAUUUAAUAUAAUGAUCUAAACAAAUUAGUAUGCUCUCCCACCCAGUUAGCGUGAGUACACUCUCACAUAUCUGUGGGGUUUCCCAUCCCGCUAGUCCUCUAUAACCAAUUAGCUAGCUCUCCUAUUCCCCUAGUGUCGGUGCAUUCUCUCAUUCCCCAAGUUUAAGUGCAAUCUCUCCCAUACCCUGCUGUGUGCAGUGCACAAUCUCACCAGUCAGUGUGCGCUCUCAUUGCCCUAUUGUGAGUAUGCUCUUGUCAGUGUUUAGCUUCAGAAAGACAGGCAUUGUAUUUCAACUGAGUUCACAGCAGCUUAUUUGCUUCUAGGCAUGCUCCAGCAGAUAACUGUGCAGGUCUGCAUUCUACCAAAUCAAAGGUGGAUCUAGAUACAGCGAUAAAAGAAAUUGUGUGUGGGGGGGGGGGAGUUAGAGCUGUACAAUUAAGUAACUUAAAAGAAAGGGUUAAUGGCGAGGCACUGCAGUAUAAAUUUGCAGGUAAAGUAAUUAAAGCACAUCAUAUAAUAUAAAAGGCCAAGUGUGUUUGUUCGAAGCUGACAUGCACAGUAGAGACAGCACGAGGACAAACACACCUGGCCUUAGAGUCUACCUGAUCUGCUGCGGCACGGUGACGGUGGUCGAAAGUGGGCGUGGCCGGGGCCCAGUCACGCGAGAGAGAAGGGAAGGAGAUAGAAAGAGAGGGGGAGAGAGCAAAAGAGAUGGGGAAGAGCUAAAAAGAGGGUAAGAGAGAGCAAAAGAGUGGGUAAAGAUCAAAAAAGAGGGGGGAGAGAGCAAAAGAGAGGGGAAAGAGCAAAAUAGAGGCAAAAGAGAGGGGGAAGAGAGAAAAUAAGAGGGGGGAAAAGAGAGGGAUGGAGAGAGAGAGCAAAAGAGAGGGGAGAGAGACAGAGCAAAAGAGAGGGGAGAGAGAGUGCAAAAGAAAGGAGGAGAGAGAGAGAGCACAAAAGAGAGGGGAAGAGAGAGAGCGCAAAAGAGAGGGGGUUGAGAGAGAGCGUAAAAGAGAGGGGGGAGAGAGCGCAAAAGAGAGACGGGAAAGAGAGCACAAAAGAGAGGGGAGAGAGAGAGAGCAAAAGAGAGGGGAGAGAGAGCAAAAGAGGGGGAGAGAGAAAGCAAAAGAGAGGGGAGAGUGAGCAAAAGAGAGGGGGAGGGAGAGAGAGCAAGGGGUGGGACCGAUGUACUGCAAAAAAUGGCCCAUGUGAACGGGCUUUAGGACUAGUAUUAUUAUAUUUUGUCUCUAUGCCAACUUGUUUUAUGUUCCUUUAAAUGGUAGAAAAAAGGUUCAGGAGAAAAAUGUGUUUUACCAUAUGGAUAUACAAGACAUUCACCAAGCAUUUUUCACAAAAAAAUAAAUGCCAAAACAAGGGGUCACAAUCUAAAGUUAGAGGGUACGGUAGCAGAUUUAGGAGAAAUUUGAGGAAGCAUUUUUUUACAGAAAGGGUGGUGGAUUCAUGGAAUAAACUUCCAUUUGAGGUGGUAAACACAAAGACUGUAAAGGAAUUUUAAAAUGCCUGGUACAUGCAUAAGGCUAUCCUAAGGAAAAAGUAACAUGUAAUAUGGGUAGACUUGAUGGGCCUUUUUGGUUCUUAUCUACCGUCAAAUUAUAUGUUUUAAACCUUUAUUUUUUAUUUAAUUAAUAUUUUAUAAAACAGGAAACCUAAAAAUGUACUGAGCCUAGAAGAGCAAACAAAUACAUUAUGGUAAUUAAGAAAUCUCUGUAUUGACCCUUCUCUAAUUAAUAUCUUUUUAUUUUGCUCUUCUCCUUAUUUUUAAAUAAAACAACUUGAAAUGAAA